UUUAAUUUUCUUGUCCGCCGGCCGUCGCUCAGCGCUCUGUCGUGACUCUUUACCAAUUGGCAUAUUUUGGCAGACGUCCGACCACUUAUAUUAAACUUAUCUAUACAUCCGAUGACAUCUUAUGACUGUUCUGAGUAUACUAUUAUGAAAAUAAUAUUAGUGUUUAGUAGGCACUAGGCAGUAGCUUAUAUUAUUAUUCGAUGACAAAAAUAUUAUACAGUAGGCAGUAGCUGACAACUUCACAGAAAUGGAUGACAUAAGGAGUACAUCAAGUGAACAAGGUUCAAAGCAAGUUCUGAAAUCCUAUAAUUGUGAAUCAACAAAAUAUGAAAAUAGCAAUCACGCAGUUGAAGUAUUAAAAGGCCUUCAAUCAAUGCAAAAAGUUGAAAAUUUAAGUGAUAUAAUUCUUCAAACUGAUGAUGGCCAAAAAGUAUUUGGUCAUAAGGCUGUUUUACUAGUAGUUAGUCCAUAUUUCCGUGCAAUGCUCCCUAGUAUUUAUGAUAGAAAUCAAGAUUUUGUUAAUAUAUCAAUAGAUUCAACUACAUUAAGAAUGUUGGUUGAUUACAUGUACACUGGCGUAAUCACGGUCACUAGAGAAAAUGUAAAGGUAUUAUUAGCAGCUGCAAAUAUCUUACAGAUGGACUAUGUAAAAGAUGUAUGUGCCGAGUUUUUGCAAACACAACUGAAUCCAUCAAAUUGUCUUGGUAUCAAAGCAUUUGCUGACUUACAUAACAGUGUAGAAUUGCUAUCAAGUUGUGAAGCAUAUAUUAAAAAACAGUUUUGCGAAGUGGUCGAAUAUGAUGAGUUCUUGUCUUUAUCUUUUGAAGAAAUGAUUGGGCUUAUCUCCUGUAAUGACCUUAAUGUUCCAUCUGAAGAAAAAGUAUUUGAAUCUGUCAUUAAAUGGGUACAGCAUGAAUUAGAUUUAAGAGCUGAUGAUAGUUUACUGAAUUUAAUGUCUUAUGUCCGUUUGCCAUUAAUUGGUAUACAGUACAUAUUAAAAGAAGUAGUUGAUCAUCCUCUUCUUCAACGCAUUCCUAAAUGUAAAGACUAUGUAAUUGAGGCGUUACGAUUUAAUCUACUUAAGACACAACAAAUUUUCACCAUUCCACAGUCAAUUCGGAGUAAACCUAGACAGUCUGGACAUAAAGUUUUUUUGGUAUUAAGUUGGUCUCGAGCAAUGAAAAUGAGUUAUACUAACUGGUAUGACCCAGAAACCAACAGAUUUCAGAUUGCACCAGGAUUGAAAGAAUGCCGUAGUAAUGCUGAUUUAGGCUUGGUGUCAGAUCAAUUUGUAUUUGCGGUAGGUGGUGUUUAUAACUCAAGUUCUCGAUCUGUUGAAUUUAUAGAUAUAUCGACACGAUCACUAAGAUGGGUACCAAUGAUUGACAUGUUAAUUAGUCGGAGAAAUUUGGGAAUUGGAGUAGUAAAUAAUUGUAUAUACGCUGUUGGCGGAGAAGGUGAUACUGGCCAUUUAAAUACUGUAGAGGUUUUUGAUGGCAGUAUUCAAAAAUGGCGAAUGGUGUCCAGUAUGUCUACUAAAAGAAGUAGAUUUAGAAUUGGAGUACUUAAUAGUCUCUUAUAUGCUGUAGGAGGUUAUAACGGUUCUUCAUAUUUAAAAUCAGUAGAGUGUUACAAUCCUACUCUUGACACAUGGACCCCAGUUGCAGAAAUGUCAGAACCUCGCAUUGGUGUUGGUGUUGGAGUCUUGGGAAAUAUAAUGUAUGCUAUUGGUGGUUGUAAUAGCUCAGGAUUUUUUAAAUGUGGCGAGAAGUAUAGUCCAAGUACUGGAAAUUGGACUCCUAUUGCUGACAUGCAUUUGUGUCGAGCUUGUGCUGCAGUUAUCAUUUUUAAUGGAAUGGUGUAUGUGAUUGGUGGAUUUAACAAAACGUCUGUUUUGUUUUCUAUAGAAAUUUACAAUCCUGACACCAAUACCUGGUCCAUAAAAAUAUUACCAAAAUGUAUUGGUCAAAUUUAUGAUGGAGUAGUUGUUAAUAAACCACUGUAUGAUUAAUGCCCACAGUAACUAUGUUUAUUCAUAAUUCAAUAUAUUUUAUAUAAUAUUAUUCUUUAUUAUGAUGUAUAAUUUAACAAUUAAUGUUGUUA
This is a messenger RNA of Acyrthosiphon pisum (pea aphid), 2103 nucleotides long. Its product is annotated as ring canal kelch homolog. Bases 248 to 2011 code for a protein of 587 amino acids. NCBI's taxonomy places the organism in Eukaryota, Metazoa, Arthropoda, Insecta, Hemiptera, Aphididae. The transcript has 11 exons. Gene Ontology annotation, molecular function: protein binding. The record is from RefSeq and is a predicted model, not a curated record.